Molecule: messenger RNA, 2804 nt
Organism: Trichoplusia ni (cabbage looper)
Lineage: Eukaryota; Metazoa; Arthropoda; Insecta; Lepidoptera; Noctuidae
Product: probable RNA methyltransferase bin3
Exons: 5
Coding region: 378-2804 (808 amino acids)
Biological process (GO): snRNA modification
Molecular function (GO): O-methyltransferase activity; RNA methyltransferase activity; snRNA binding
Source: RefSeq, a predicted model, not a curated record
AUAAGAUCUUUUAGUCCUACUUUUUACUGUGAUAAAAUGGUGUAUGAGAACGAAAACAAAUGAAACCAAAUUGCCAUUUGCUAUCCUAUCCAAGUAUUGCACGAAGUGCUGUGUACAGUUUUAAAAAGUGAAUAGUUUUCUUAUUGUGUAUAAGUGUAAAGUGAAAUAUUUUCAUGGAAUAGUUUUUUGGUUAAUUAUAUCAUAAAGAUAUAGGUUUCAGUGGGAAGUAAGAAUAAAAACAAACCGCAUUGUUAAACUGUUUAUCACCAUUGACGGAUGUCCUUGUAGAUUUUGCAAGAAGUGAAGUGGCGGUAAAUUUGACUUUUCAAAUGAAUAAGUACUUUAUAAUGUAGUUUUAGUUGUGAUUAAUAAACGUAAUGGGUAGCCCGGAAGAAAAUGUGAUUGCUUGUGAAAGCAACGUGGUUGAUAAUGCUGAUAAUGAAACAGCUGGUGAUGUUUCUGAAAGCGAAGUUUGUGAGUCGACAGAAUCAUCCUUAAAUAUUAGUGAGUCGAAUCCACUCCAUGAUGCAAACGCAUCCAAAGAUGGAGAUGCGUCAAGUGUGGGUAAUUCGAAAAAGACCAAAAAGAAAUUCCGCCAUGGAAAAAAGGGCCAUACGCCAGCCAAAGAUAAUCCUGAGAGAAGUAUUGUGCGUCGCGUUAACUACAUUGGCACAAAAUUUAAGCAAGGAAGGAAAAGAGCACAAAGUUUUCCUUCAAUUUCCAAAUUCUUUUUGCCUCACAAGAGACCUCGCAAAGAAGUUUUCAUCCCUCCUACCAAAUUUUUGUUAGGUGGUAAUAUUUCUGAUCCACUGAAUUUAAAUAGUCUACAAGAUGAAGACAUUAAUAGAGCUAUGAAUGCAGUUACUCCAGAAUCUUCACCUUUGCCUACACCUCCCCGUCAUAAGGCCAAAAUUGAUGUUAUCAUCCCUCCAAACAUAAGGGAUCCUUUGAACUUAAUGGAGCCCUUAGAUAAUGCAGAAUAUGAAAAGAGACUGGAAAUGCAGCAGAGGAAGCCUCGCAAGAAGGCUAGACUAAGGCGGCGCACAACAGAUAACACUUCUCCAACAUCAGAGGAAGUUCCUGAUGAUGUUGUUGAAGGCAUAAAAGAGCCACCACCACCUGAGCCAUCAACUUCCACAUGUAAAUCACGCAAGAGGUCUUGUAGUGAUAGUGAUAAUGCUUCCUUAAAAGGAAAGGACCCUAAAAAGUUACGUAGGAUGGAUUCACUGGACAAAAUAGUGAGCCCUGUAGUGCCUCAGCCUGGUGCUUGGAUGCGAGCAAGACCGCAACAGCGCGCGGCGCCACCUGAGCGCCCAGCCUCACCCCAUCGCACAAAACUCAAGAGUAAGACUGAUGAAGAUCAAAAGUUGCCAACAUUUCAUCUUAAAAACUCAAGAUACCAGUAUGGCAAUUAUGACAGGUAUUAUGGGUACCGGAACUUAAAUGCAAUGAUGGACAUCCGGCUUCAAGUCUUUGAAAUGCACAGGCAUCUGUUCCAGAACAAAGAUGUUUUGGACAUCGGCUGCAAUGUUGGCCAUAUUUCUGUAGCAGUGGCGCGCACACUUGGAGCUCGUUCAGUUGUUGGAAUGGAUAUUGACCCUGUGCUGAUAGGUCGUGCUAGAAAAAAUCUGCGAUCGUUUAUCCCAGUUCCUGCUGAACCAAAGAGGGAUGAUGACAAAAAGGCAGAUUUAGACGACGAUAAGAAAGGAGACUGCGAUAAGUGUAAGGAGGAUAAAUGUGAUGACUGCAAUGUUGAUCAGAAGUUGGAUAAGAGUGAGGACUUGAAGAAAGCUCUGCCGCUCACGGGUAGGAAGCUGCGGAGGCCUCGAAAGAACAGGAAGGCGGUGCAUAAGCAGGAACAGGGCCAGUGCUUCUUCCCAAUGUCGAUGUCCAUGUUGUAUGGACCUCUAGGGGAUUCUACUGCAGAAGUUGUACCACCUGCCUUCCCAUACAAUGUUACUUUUAGACAGGGCAAUUACGUGCCUCGUGAAGAAGUGGCUGUCGGCAGCGGAGCGGAGAGUCCCCAGUUCGACCUGAUCCUGUGCCUCUCCACCACGAAGUGGAUGCAUUUGAACUGGGGCGACGCGGGCCUCAAGCGUGCCUUCCGGCGAAUGUUUGCCGACCUGCGUCCCGGCGGGAAACUGGUGCUAGAAGCUCAGAACUGGGCUAGCUAUAAGAAAAAGAAGCGUUUAACGCCUACAAUAUAUGAAAACUUCAACUCGAUUGAACUGUUCCCGAAUAAAUUCCGUGAGUACUUAUUGUCACCCGAAGUGGGAUUCAGCAAGUGUUGCAUCCUAGGCGUGCCGCAACACGCGAGCAAGGGCUUCCGACGGCCCAUACAGCUGUACGUGAAGGGGGACUUCACGCCCAGCAAGGCGCGCUGGUCGGACGCGUACGCGCCGUCGUCCCACCACCGGCCCGAGGCCUCGCCGCCGCGCCGCACCGUGUACGCGCCCGCCGCGCCCGCCUACCGGCCCAGCGACGACGCGCCCUCCUGCGGCGCCGCCACGCCCUACUCGCCCAACCUGGACUGCUGCGCCGACGACUCGCCCUUCUACAACCCGCGCAGCGACUCGUACGCGCCGUCCUACCAGCCGCCGCGGCCCACGGUGUACGCCACGCUGCCGUCGCCGCGCGGCUCGGCCUCGCCGGCCGCGUCCCCGGCGGCGUCGCCCGCGUCCCCCGCGCCGCUGGCCCCGCUGGCCCCGCUGGCCCCACUGGCCCCGCUGGCCCCGCUGGCGCCGCUCGCGCCGCCGGACCCGCAGUCUGCGCGCGGCUUCCCCGAGCCGCGACUCGACGAUUAG